AAAAUUGCUUCAAAAUACUCCAAAAUUGCUUCAAAUGUCUGAUAUUCGAGAAGAAAUUAAACAAUCACAACAAAAAGAGUAAGUAAUUUCGUUAGUUUUGUUCAUUUUUUGAGAUUGUAGUGCAAUUUUAUGUGUGAAACCUUAAUUUUGUUCAUUUUGUUGCGAUUGUAGUGCGAUUUUGCAAAAAACCACUACAGAGAAGAACAUGAAAGAAGAAACUGCAAAAUCGGAGCAAAAUGUAUCUAAAGAGUAAGUAAUUUUGUUCAUUUUCUUUCGAUGACAAUUAUAGUGCGAUUUUAUGUGUGAAACCUAAUUUUUGUUCAAUUUUUUGCAAUUGUAGUAUGAUUUUGGAGAAAAAUACUUCACAGACGAGUAAUUUGUUGAAAAUUUCUGAAGAAAUAGACGAUGAUGAUGAUGUACCUCUUCAGUCAAGAGUAGACAAAUUGAAAAAAAAACCGCCAAAAUGAUCCAAUUGUAGAUCCGGAACUUUUAAAAGAUAUUGACAAGUCAAUUGGUACGGAUUUAACAAUGUCUCCACUACCAAGUGAACAAAGUGAGAACAUUCCUGCUACUAAUGCAACAACUAAGAGUGUGUCUGCUACACAUAACACAACUGACAAAGAGAGUAGGGAUGAAAGCAAGCAAGAAGAAGUUCAACCAAAAGUGCAAAGCAAUCCAGUAAAGAAUAGUCUUGGCCAAAAAAAGUACAAAGAAUCGACAAUCAGAAUUAUGAGAAAUCUCAAAAGAAUGGAAAAGGCAAGCAAGGAAAUCAGGAAAGGUGAAGCAAAAAAGAAAGAAAAAGGGCCAAUAGAAGAGAAAACUGUGGAAAAAGAAGUACAAGAAGGAAAAAAAGGGACUGAAAAAGAGAAAAGCCCUAAAGACAAAACUGUGGAAGAUGUCUUUCCAAAGACAACAAAUGUAGAAGAAGGACAAGAGGGAAAAAAAGAGCCUGAAAAGGAGAAAAUCCCUAAAGAGAAAACAGUGGAAGAUGAGUCUACAAAGACAACAGAUCCGAAAGCACAAAUUGCACCUGAUUUUGUUCAAAUUGAGGAUGAAACUUAUCUUCUAGAUCAAGAUGAUGAUAAAGUUUCCACAAAACUUAGUGAGGAGACAGCUCCAUCAUCACAAAAAAGUGAUCAGUCAACCAAAAUGAAAACAAGAUACAAAAUGGUUGCAAGGAAAAACAAAAACAAAAGCCUUGUUGUUGUGCCAAGUGGUAGAAUUACAAGGAGCCAAGAUGUUCUGUUAGAUGAAUCUGAAAAGGGAAGCCUGAAGAAGGAUGUUGAACCUGCUAAAGAAACCGCAAAAAUAGGACAGAAGAGAAGAAUGUCUACAAGGAAUUUUCCUAUUCAAAAGGAAGCUGAUGCACCACCUCCAGCACCUACUCCAAUAAAAAAAAUGGCAGGUGCUCCUGCUGAAUAUCCUCCAGACCAAGGCAAAAAGGGUGGGAAAAAGAAAACUCUAGAAGAAGUGAAGAAAACUUCUAAGGUUGCUGGCAAAAGAAAAGCAGAUGUCAGUCCUGCCAAGAGAAAUGCUGGAAAGAGAAAAAAAAUACAAGAAGUACCAUCAGAUGAACCCUCUCAAGAUCCUACUGAUGAAAGUUCUACUGACAGUGAUGAUGAUAGUGAAGAGUCAGUUUAUAGAGCAGAAGAAGAGCCUGUCAGUGAGGAUGAUUAUGAGGUGGAGGAAGAGGAGGAAGAGGAAGAAGUAAAGCCAAGGAAGAAACAGGCAAAGAAAGGGAAUUCAGUGAAGGCAAAGGUUGAAAAGGAGGAGCAAAAGAUGGUACUGUAUGAUGAAGGAAAGAUUGAAGGUAGGAGAAAAAAGAAAAUGAAAACUGAAAUGGUUCAAGCAAUAGAAACUGAUGAAGUUGAGGAAAUUCAGGAAGAUGAAUUUGAGGAAGAGAAAUCUUCAAAGAGAGGAGGACAUGUGAAGUUCAUUUUAUAUAAACAAAUUUUCAGCAACAACAAGCACACGCCCGAUGAAAAUUUUACCCUACACCCUAGUGUAGGGUGUGUUCCCUACACCCCCCCUAUGCUACGUCGUUUUGUAGCUGGUAUUGAGUUCCCUUUUGCGAUUCUUUCCUUUUUUUUUUUUUUUUUUUUCCUUUUUUUCUUUUUUUCUUUUCUUCCUCUUUUUUCCUUUUUCCUUUGAUUCUUAUUAUUCAAUUUAUGUAUAUAUAUGAUUUUAAACCCUAUUUUUUCUCUCUCUUCAAUUGAUCAACCAACCUCCAUUUUUGAUCUACAUUUUUCUCUCGCUAAUUCAUCUUCUUCAUUUGAUUUUUUGAACGAAUUCGUUAAUUGUUACCGAUCAUCAAUGGCGAAUUCUGCAUCUGGAGAUUGCGUUGAUUUUGAUCGCGAUUGCGAGCGUGUGUUUCCUUCUGGACUUCGUUUCGUUGAUUCGUUUGUGCAACAAUUGGAAAAAAAUGAUGAUAUUAUGUAUUUAGAAGCAGAACAGUCUGAAUUAAA
This is a messenger RNA of Chenopodium quinoa (quinoa), 2465 nucleotides long. RefSeq names its product ABC transporter F family member 4-like. The record is from RefSeq and is a predicted model, not a curated record. Lineage: Eukaryota; Viridiplantae; Streptophyta; Magnoliopsida; Caryophyllales; Amaranthaceae. The transcript has 13 exons. Bases 529 to 2151 code for a protein of 540 amino acids.